Molecule: messenger RNA, 1262 nt
Organism: Otolemur garnettii (small-eared galago)
Lineage: Eukaryota; Metazoa; Chordata; Mammalia; Primates; Galagidae
Gene: CTSW
Product: cathepsin W
Exons: 10
Coding region: 44-1147 (367 amino acids)
Cellular component (GO): lysosome
Molecular function (GO): cysteine-type endopeptidase activity
Source: RefSeq, a predicted model, not a curated record
CAUCUACACAACUUCCUGCCUUCAGCACUAGGGUUGAGCCACCAUGACACUAACUGCUCCCCUUUCCUGCCUCCUGGCCCUGAUGGUGAUAGGACUAGCCCAUGGCAUCAGAGAUUCCCUUGGGCCCCAGGACCUAGAUCCCAGGCCACUGGAACUGAAAGAGGUCUUCAAGUUGUUCCAGGUCCAGUUCAACCGGAGUUACUCAAACCCAGCAGAGCACUCUCGCCGACUAGACAUCUUUGCCCACAACUUAGCCAAGGCUCAGCAGCUGCAGGAAGAGGACUUGGGCACAGCUGAAUUUGGGAUGACUUCACUCAGUGACCUCACAGAGGAGGAGUUUGGCAAGAUCUUUGGGCAUCAGAAGGCAGUUGGAGAGGUGCCCAGAAUGGGCAGAAAGGUAGGAUCUGAACAGCAGGGGGAGACAUUGCCCCGCACCUGUGACUGGCGGAACAAGGCUGGCAUCAUCUCACGCAUCAAGAACCAGGAAAACUGCAAGUGCUGCUGGGCCAUGGCAGCAGCUGACAACAUCGAGGCCCUGUGGGGCAUCAAAUAUCAUCAGUCUGUGGAAGUCUCUGUGCAGGAACUGCUUGAUUGUAACCGCUGUGGGGAUGGCUGCCAGGGUGGCUUCGUUUGGGAUGCAUUCAUAACUGUCCUCAACAACAGCGGUCUGGCCAGUGAAAAGGACUACCCGUUCAAGGCCAGUGUCAAAACCCACAGGUGCCUGGCCAACAAGUACAGGAAGGUGGCCUGGAUCCAGGAUUUCAUCAUGCUGGAAGACAAUGAGCACAAAAUUGCCCAGUACCUGGCCACCCAUGGCCCCAUUACUGUGACCAUCAACAUGAAGCUACUGCAGCAUUACAAGAAAGGUGUGAUCAAGGCGAAGCCUACUACCUGUGACCCCCAGCUUGUGAAUCAUUCUGUCCUGCUGGUGGGUUUUGGGGCAGAGACAGUCUCAUCCCAGUCUCACCUGCGCCCUCAUCGCUCCACCCCGUACUGGAUCCUAAAGAACUCCUGGGGGGCCCACUGGGGAGAGGAGGGCUAUUUCCGCCUGCACCGAGGGAGCAACUCUUGUGGCAUCACCAAGUACCCAUUCACUGCUCGUGUGGACCAACCAGUUAGAAAGCUCCCAGUCUCCUGUCCUCCCUAAACCCAUCCAGCCUCCCCUCAGCUCUCUCCUGCUGCCUCUUCACCAGCCUCACCACAAGAUUUCUGCUCAUCCCACCAAUCUUCUCAAUAUGGCUUGAAUAAACGAAGGCAAGAUC